Messenger RNA from Monodelphis domestica (gray short-tailed opossum), 4493 nucleotides. The record is from RefSeq and is a predicted model, not a curated record. Lineage: Eukaryota; Metazoa; Chordata; Mammalia; Didelphimorphia; Didelphidae.
CCAAUUCCCGAGGCGGUGCUCCCAGGGUGCACCAGGUGGGCCGCGCAGCCCCCUGGGACUUGGAGUCCGCCCUCGCUUUCUCCCCUUCCUUCCUCCUCCUCCGAAGAAACCCAUAGGGCUAGGUUUUCCGGAAGUCCCCGUGUCCCCUGAAUGUCUGUUGGAGCCCCCGAACUCCCCCUGGCAGAUCCAGAGAGCAGGCGUUCAGCACCGCGCGGCCCUCCUUCAGCCAAGAUGUCCAUCAACCCGAUGCUGUACGAGACCCAGUUUUUGGGGUUCACGCCCCAGACGUGCAUGCUCAGGAUCUACAUCGCCUUCCAGGACUACCUGUUUGAGGUGAUGGUGGCUGUGGAGAAAGUCAUCCUGAAGAAGGCCGCCAGCCUCCCGGACGGCGGCAUGAGCGCUGUCCAGCUACGUGGCAGCACCGAGGCGUUCUUGCGCUUCAUGAGGGAACGCUUUGACCGCCUCUUUGUCAAGAUGGAGCAGGUGUUGUUGCAGCUGGUCCUGAGUAUCCCCCCAAACGUCCUUCUGCCUGAAGACAGGUGCCACGAGAAGUACCCCCAGAGCAAGGAAGAGUUGCCCCUUCUCCAACAGGAAAUAGGGCAGCUGCAGGCCCAGUACAAGGCGGAAGUUGGGGCCAAGCAGGCCCUUCUGGCAGAACUCGAGGUGCAGAAGGUGGUUCAGGCCCGGCUGAAAAAGACUCUGCGCUGGUUUGAUGGGCUCGGAGAUGCCCACGGUCUCGUCGGCCUUGGGGAGAUGACGGCCUUCCUCAUCCAGCACUCGGUAAGGCUGCGCAGCCUCACGGAGGACAUUGCUGAUAAAAGCAAAAGGGUGAAAAUGCAGUCAUCGGGGAGCCCCAGUUUCUGAGACGAGGGGUGGAAUCGUGGUGUGGGGGUGGGGGCAAUGCCAGGGGUCGGGCUCUGCCUCCAGCACUGCAGUGGUUCAUCCAGAAGCCUGGGCGCGGGGCUCCCCAGCUGCCUGCAGCGCCUCUUCCCUUCUCCUCAGGACUGCCGAGCACCUUGGACGAGGCCGCCUUCUGCCUCUGAGACGUGGGCCGCAUCUGCAGCUCGGAAAUUUGGUUCCGAGCUGAGCCGAGGGAAAGGCGGCCAGCCUAAGUAGCUCAGCAGAGGGAGGCCAGACUGGUGCGAGGGAUCGGAGAGUGUCCGUCCGCCAGGCAGCUGCUGAGCACGUGUUUAGGGCCACACGUGCCGAUUUCUUGGGAUGGAGGAGCUUCGGAAAGGCCCCUUUGGGGUCCGAUGCCCAGACCGGAGGGGCUCCAGCUGGCCAGUGGUGACUCCUCGUGGAACAGCUGCCCUGAGGCCAGGGCCGGCCACCCGGAUUGGCAGGUCAGCUUGGGUUCCAAAGCAACACUUGAACCAAAGUGAGCUCUACUCCAAAGGAGGACUUCUUGGGCUCUCUGUCACUGGGUCGUUGAGCUCGUCUGUGAUGCACAGGCUUUGGGAAGAACAAGAGCCUCUCUGCCCGGCCCGGUUCUUCUCUUCCCACUUAGCAUUAUGCUUUCAAAGAACUACUUCCUGCCUGCGUGCUCUAACACGAAGCAGGGCAAAAAAGCUGCCUUCAGAUUGGCCAGCCGGCAACAUCAGCGGCAGGGAAAGAAGUAAGACUCCACGUGUAGGAAGGAAAUCGGGGCGAGCAGCGGGAAGGAGGCUAGGAGGUCUGCUGCCACCUCGGCCAACAGGCUUGUCUGCUUGUAAACAUUCUGCCGUUCUCAACCGCACUGGCAAGAUGCUGGCCGGCCUUCACAGCAUCCAGGUAGCGGUCUUCUUAUUGAACUAGGCGUGCUUCGGAGGGUUUGGGAAAUAAAUUCUUUAAAAAGCCCCGAGCUGCAAAUGCAGACUGAUGAAAGAAGGGGGGGGGGGGGCCCUGAGGGAAGCUGGGGGAGUUUGGGCCUGAACAUCAUCUGAGGUGCACAUCUCUCAUCUGCCAAGGAAUCCCGAAAGCUUCCUCUGAACUUGCUCCAUUCCUGGGGAAAACGUGAAUCGGGACUACCAGCAAACCCUCUCUGACGCCUUGCAGAGACUUCUCUGUCAGGGAGGCUGCACGUGGAGGUCUGAAACAGAUAGGAGGAGAUGGGGGUGGGCGCUUGGGGGGCCUCCGAUCAGGAAAGGUCUCCUAGGAACUAGCGUUGGAGCCAAGGCCUGUGAGGGGAGGGCACAGCCAGUGCAGUCGGGAAUGAAGGGCCACGUAGGAGGGCCGAUGCAGCUGAACAGGAGGAACAGCUAAUGUUCGUGAAUGACUAGUGAGGCAGCCAGAGGCUGAGUUUGAGGAGAACCGAGAAAGGUUCUUGGACAAAGUAAGAAGCAGCUGGAACCAUAGAAUGGAGCUGAGAGAAAGCAUAGGAAUUGUGACUGGGUUUGUUUCCCAAAAAGGUUUAGGGAAGCACUUAGGGUGGAACACCCACAAAUGGUUCAAGAAGCAAGGCCAAGCAGUAGAGUUUGAUGUUGGCAUUUCUGCCACAGCCAAAACAGAAUCACCUGUGUUCCAGGCAUGGGCUGAUCUUCCUCCUGGAGAACUAAGGGCCUCAGAGGGUGCCUGUCCAUACUCUAGCUUGUUAGGGAGAAAGAGACAAAGACUCCAACUGGUGGGGAGGGAGAGGGAAAUCAGAGUUCUGAGAAGAAGAGAUUUCGCCCUUGCCUGGAUGUUGGAGAAUGGAAGGGAGCAACCAAGAAGAGGAGAAGGAAGAGGAUCAGAGCUGGCAGAAAGCCACUGGUUAUCCCAAGCAUCUGCUAGAGUACAAUCAGAGUUCACUUGUAAACAGUAGAGGAAGAGGAGGAGAGUGGGAGUCCAUCAUUCCCUAUUUUUUCUUUUUAUUGUACUUUUCCAUGGUUACAUGAUUUGUGUUCUUUCCCUCCCUUUUCCCCCUCCCCCCUUCUAGAGUUGACAAGCAAUUCCACUGGGUUAUACAUGUAUUAUCACUCAAUAGCUAUUUCCAUAUUAUUCAUUUUUGUUAUGAUCAUUUAAAAACCAAAACCCCACAUCCAGUAGCCAUAAAAAUCAAAUCUUUUCCUUAAAUGUGUUUUUUGUAAACAACAUAUAGUAGGAUUCUGGUUUUUAAUCCACUCUGCUAUCCGCUUCUAUUUUAUGGGUGAGUUGAUUCCAUUCACAUUCAAAGUUAUUGACCUCCAUCUUAUUUUCCCUGUUUGUUUCCUUUCACUCCCUCCUCAUCAGUGUUUUGCUUUUUAUCACCCCACUCACUUUCCCCUCCCUCCAAUGACUUUCCCCUUCCCUUGUCUUAUUCCCCUAGAUAGAUAGAAUACUGUGCCCCAAUGAGAAUAUUUGUUUUUCCCUCUGAACCAGUUAUGAUGAGAGCAAAGUUUAAGCAUUGCAUGUCACCACUCUUAUCCUCCCCUCUCCAUAAUGGUUUUUACACCUCUUUAUGUUAUAGUUUAUCCCAUUAUGUCUCUCCCUUCCCUUUUCUCUCAUUGCAAUCUUUUUUGCCCCUUGAUUUUUUUUUACAUAUCAUAUACAUACAUAUAAUAUCACACAUAUUUCAUAUUGUUGCAUUUACAUACACAUCAUUAUACAUCAUAUGCAUCAUAACUUCAUAAUCCACUUCCCCACCAUCUUUCUAAGUAUAUUCCUUCUAUCUGCUCUACUACUAAGAAUAAUUUUUUUUUUUAACCCUGACCUUCCAUCUUGGAAUCAAUACUGUGUAUUGUUUCCAAGGCAGAAGAGUGGUAAGGGCUAGGCAAUGGGGGUUAAGUGACUUGCCUAGGGUCACACAGCUGUGAAGUGUCUGAAGCCAGACUUGAACCCAGGACCUCUUGGCUCUCAAUCCACUGAGCUACCCAUCUACCCCCACUAAGAGUAAUUUUUACAGAUAUCUUCUUUCCUUAUAGAGAUACAUACAAUUUGACCUUAAUGAGUCUCUUAAAUUUUCUCUUAUUUACCUUUUUAGGCUUCUCUUGGGUCUCAUGUUUGGACUUCAAAUUUUUUAUUCAGAUCUAGCUUAUUCCCGAGGAAUGCUUGGAAAUCUAUGUUAAUGCCCAAUCCCCGCCCCCCCCCCCCCGAAAGAAUAUACUCAUUUUUGCUGGAUAGGUGAUGGUGACCCUGGGUAGUAAACCUAGAUCUCUUGCCUUUCUGAAUAUCAUAUUCCAUGCCUCCCAAUCCUUUCUUGUAGAAGCCCCUAGGUCCUGUGUGAUCUUGGAUGUUUGAAUUGUUUCUAGUUGCUUUCAGUAUUUUCUCCUUGGCUUGGAGGCUCUUGAAUUUAGCUAUUAUAUUCCUGGAAGUUCUCAUUUGAGGAUUUCUUUCUGGAAGUGACCUGUGAAUUCUUUUAAUUUCACUUAUUUUCUUAGGUGAUAUCUGGGCAGUUUUCUUUUAUAAUUUCUUUUUACUAAAUGAUGUCCAAACUUUUUUUUUUUUUUGAUCAUGGCUUUCAGGCAGUCCAAGAAUUCUUAAAUUGGCUUUCCUGGAUCUAUUUUCCAGGCCAGCUGUUUUUUCCCCCCAAUAAUCAAUUCCACGUUUUCUUCUGUUUU